GCUCCAUAAAACACAGGCAGUGUUCUUUGCGGGCUUGAGCUUGAAAACUGUUAAACAUGCUUUGGGUUUCCCUCUAUUAUUUUAUUUCGUUCAUAGUCCAGGUCAUAAGUACGAAAACAUAUUACCUUGCUGGUAGAGGAAAGAAGGGCAUCGACCACAUCCUCUCCAGUGCGCCUCUGAGUUGUGUUGAAGAGUGUAUAGUCUUUUGUGAUGGGGAGAAAGCAGUUUCUGAAAACUAUGAUGUGACUACGGGGACUUGCGUCUGUCAUUCAGUAUUUCCGGAGAUGCUUUCUCUGGUGACACAGGCAAACGCUUCGAUGUACGCCAACCGUGUUGGUAUAGAAGCUGCUGCGUUUGGCUACAUCUACAACUCAUCCGCACACUUCUUCUACAAAGUGCACUCCACAGACAAGGCUACGUGGACGAGAGCCCGUGAAAUAUGUCAAAGCGAGGGAGGCGAAUUGGCUAAGCUUGAUACUCCCGAAAAGCGACAGUUGGUGCAGGAGAUCGUUCAAGCAGAUGGAGCCAAUGAAUAUUUUCUCGGCGCGACUGACAUGGCAGAAGACGGAGUAUGGAGGUGGGUUGUCGACGACACAGUCUUUCCCGAGUACACAAAGAGUGGAUAUUCCAAAUGUCUUGAAAUGGAACCAGACAUGCAAUUUGAUGAUACUAGUUGCAAUUUUGAAGAACAAAAAUACGUCUGUGACAUUGUACUCUAAGAAUGUUGUCACCAUAUGAUAGGGUGAGUUACAGCUAAAAUGUAUUGAUUAUUCAGGUCGAUAGUUAAUAUUGUACCACGUGCUCGAUAUAUUCUUCAUGAGAACUAACAUCUAUCAGCAUCAGCCUCUGUAACUGUGAUGAUUGUUCGAUUCUAUAUUUUGAACAAGUGUAUAGGAUUUACUAUCAAAGAGAUACAGAUGGGCUUCGUCACAAACACAUGCAAAGGCAGCCGAAUAUGUGGUGGAAGUCAAAAUAGGGAAUUAUAUCUAUUUGUAUAUUGCUUUUGUUACGUUUGAGUCAAAAUGGAACGGUACGAUAUAAAACGUUUUAACGGAUUUACAGAGGACUUGACCUGUGAAAAUCCGGAUAAGGAUUGGUCUUCAUUGUCAACAUAAAUAAACAGGGAACAGGGGAUUCGUUCUACGCCGUGUAAGGUUUAUUUUGGAGGAUGACGUGAAGCGAGGGAUGUGAUUUAUUGUAACGUAGGCUCAAACCACGUUCAAGUCGGUCCCGGUUCAAAUAUA
Messenger RNA from Haliotis rubra (blacklip abalone), 1244 nucleotides. RefSeq lists its product as uncharacterized. Gene Ontology annotation, molecular function: virus receptor activity. NCBI's taxonomy places the organism in Eukaryota, Metazoa, Mollusca, Gastropoda, Lepetellida, Haliotidae. The record is from RefSeq and is a predicted model, not a curated record. The coding region runs from base 57 to 719 and encodes 220 amino acids. The transcript has 3 exons. Gene Ontology annotation, biological process: innate immune response.